CAUAAUUUGUGACUGUGAUACGUAUUCGUAAUUCCCUCCAAAUUUAGUCCCAAAUAAUCAAAUACUCAAAUAGAAUCAUUAUAAUAAGAAUUUCAGAUUGUGUCAAUUGUGAAUAAUAUUUUUAAUGUAUCCUUAAUCUGAAGUGUCUGACAUGCCAUUCAGAUCCGAAAUGAAAGAGGAUGGUGAGGAAGAAGGACAAUCAGUCAACAUUGAGUAAAAAUUUAAUAAUAUUAAAUUUAUAAUAAAAAAAUACAUCCUUAUAGUCACAAAAUAAUAAUUGAAUACAUACAUACUUAUUUACUAAAUUGUAUGACUAUAAAGAUUAUAGACAUUUUGAAAAUAAAUUACUAUAGGUAUAGUUGUUUUAGGUAUUUAACUGAUAACAUCAAUUAGUAGCGAUAAAAACUUAUAAUUAUAUAUAAGCAACGUUUUACUUAUUAGGUCUAUGGUAUAUAUCUACCCAGCUGAAAUAGGUCAAAGAUAAAAUAAAUAUGACAUAUUUGAAUCAUUAGCAUAUUUAUAAUUUUUCCAAGAAGGGAAUUAUUGAAUUUGAGAAUUAUGUACUAUACAUAGACCUUUCAUAAGGUCUAUUGUUUUAUAUAGGUUUCCAGGUUAAAAUAAAUUACAUUUUCAAUUUAUUUAUUUUUGUAAAUAAUUUUAUAAUUCAAUCUGAUCUAAAAUUAUCAUUGAAAUUUAAUAACUAAGUAAAUAAUUACUAUAAAUUUAUUUACUAUUUAGGUAUUAAUCUAACCUUCAUAGUAUUUUUUUUUUAAAAAUGUGUUUUUACUUGUACAUUGAAUAUGUAAAAAAUAAAAGUCAGACAAACUUCGUUUGGAAUCAUGAGGGAAAACUUCAUAAAGUUUGGGUUUUUUCUUUUCGUGUAUUACUUAUUUAGAAUAUAACAUUUUCAAUUUUUUUUUUUCCAAAAUUUGUAUUUUUUAAUGUUUAAACAUUGGUAUAAUCAAAGCUUACCUAUCAUAUUUACUUUUAUAGUUUUUGUACAUAAACCUUGAAAAAUAGCAUUUUGAGAAUAAAUCCAAAAUGUGGUAAAAAUAGACAUUUGUUUUAUUAUUAUUAUUUGUAGUUAUUGAUAUUUUGAUGAUACAUUUUUUUAUUGAAGUCACGAUAGGUCUACUGGCUUAGUUUUAGAGUUACAAACGUUCAAACGUGUGGUGUUUCACUGCGCUCACUGGGAUAAUUUUAAUUGAAAAUAACCCUCGAUUUGUUGUGCAAGGUAGGUGGGUAGGUAAUAGGGAAAAGCAUUAUAGGUGGAGUUUGAGACCCAAUGUGGUCACUCUCGACGGUAUUUUAGAUUAAAAUUGUCCAAGUAAAUGUAGCAAAACUUUUGAAUGUUUGUAACUCUAAAAUUAAGCCAGAUAGACUUAUUAUGACUUCAAUUAAAAUAAACUUUUUUAUCAAAUUAUCAAUAACUACAAAAAAUAAUAGAAAAAAAUAUAUCUAUUUUUGACCUCAUUUUGCAUUAAUUCCAAAACUGCUAUUUUUCAAGGUUUAUGUGCAAAAACUAUAAAAAUAAGUAAGAUGGGUAAGUUUUGAUUAUAUCAAUGGAUUAAGCUUUAAAAUACACACACUUUGGAAAAAUAAAAAUCCAAAAAAUUGUGUGGGAGUUAAACUGAACUAUACCUUAAAUUCCACUUUUGCAAGAGUUAGUGAAUGUACAUUCCAAUAGGUACUCCCAUAAUAUUAUUAUUGCAUAUAAUUGUAGUAAUUGAUCAGUCUUGUUUUAUUCAUAGUCACUAUUUCACUAAUCAAUAUCAUAAUUAAAGACAUAUUAUAUAACAUUAUUUAUUUUGUAUAAUAUAUAAAUAAAAGUAAUCUGAUUUCUUUUUAAUACUAAUUGUUUGUCCAUUAUUUAGAAAUACUGGUAAAAGUGCUACUGUUCUCUGUGUUCAGUAUCUUAUGUCAAAACAUAUGAAGGGUAAGAAUCUGAUUAAAAAAGAAGAUCUAACAAAAACUGUCUUCAAAGGCCGUGUUAUUGGGAAGAAUAAUUAUGAUAGAGUUAUGGAAGAUGUUUCGAACACCCUAAAAAACGUAACAAUUAAAUUUUAUUUUUAUAGUAAUGUAAGAAAUAUAAUAAUGUAAAAUAUCUAAUUUUUUUUUUUAAAUUUUAUUUGGCUUAUGAUUCUAUAGAUUUUUGGAUUUUCUUUAUCAUAUAUUAAGGAUGAUGGAAAACAAUUUAUGAUUGUUAAUAACAUAGAACCAAUCAAUGAUCCUGAGGUCCAUUAUAGUUUUUCUGAAUCAUCAAAAUACCGUACAUUAAUUGAAUUAAUUACUUGUGCUUUAGUCAUGCUUCAAUCAGAAAUUAGUGAAGGUUUGAAAUUGUUAUAAAACUAUACUAUCUUCUACUAAAAAAUUAAAAUAAUAUUUUAUUUGAUAAUUAUUUAUAUAUAUUUUUUUUUCAGGUCAAAUGUGGAAUAUUUUGGAACGAUACUCAAAUGAACAUAAUUUAGAUAUGAAUAUGAUCAAGAAGGUGGUUAGAAUAGUAAGAAAAUAAAAACGUUAAUAUUGCACUGUUCUAUCCCAAUUUCUCAGUAGAUUUGUUUGUAUUUAUGAUUUAUGUCUACCUAUUUAAUCAAAAUUGUAUAUACUUUCUAUAAUUUUUGUUAGUAUAGUUUUAUUUUUCUACAUGAUCCUGAAGUCUAAUAUUAAAUUCAUCAUUAAAUUAUACAAUAAGACAGUUGUAAGGUAAAUUUAAACUAAAUUGCGUUAUACUAAAUUAGAGACUGAGUUAUAGCAUGGACAAUGGAUAUCAUAUUUUUUUUAUUGCUAGUUAAAUUUAUUAUUUCUGUACUUAUAUACUUGUAGACUAUUCUCAAGAAUACUGAUUUUUAGCAAUAUUUUAAAUUGAAACGUUAUUGAUACAAGUUCCGAGGAUUCAUUUUUAUAUUAUAUUACAUAAAUUAAUGUUAAUUUUUAAUAGAAGUGGUCUUUAGUGUUGUCAAUCCACUUUGUUGAAUAAAAUAAAUUAAUGUAUAACUUAUCAAGUCUGUUUAAAAGUCUUAUAAUUGAAAAUAUAUUUUCACUAAUUUACAUAUAUAUCUUGUAUUAUACAUCUACUAGACAUCAUUUAUUUGAAUAGUUUUAUUUUGUUUCAGGAUUUAGUAAAAGAUCAGUAUCUUCAAUAUAAAGCUACUGAUGAUAGUAAUAUUAUGCUUGAUCCAGAAAAAACUACUCAUUGGUUUUCUUUAGGACCUAGAGCAUUAGUAGAGUGUAAUCAGAUAAUGCUAUUAAAACGAGUUGGGGAGGUUAGUACAUAAUAAAUACUAUUAAUCUUUGUAUUAUUGAGUACAAGUAUAAUGUGGAACAUUAUAAUAUAGUCCAUAAUAGAAAAUAUAAUAAUAUUUUUUUGUAAAGUAACACAGUAACUAUUAUGUAAACAAAUAUGAAAUUCCAAUAACUUAUCACUGUAUCCAAUCAGUUUUUACUAUAUAUUUUCAUGAAAUUUUUUUUGAAAUUAUAAAAUUGUAUACUUUAGAAAUUGAUUUAAAUUAUUUUACAAUUAUACACAAUUGUUAAAUCCAUUUUUAGGACUAUUUUUUUUUUUAUAAUUAUUAUUGUUUUACAGUUGUACAAUAUGCCUCCCGAAUCAUUCAAGCGUGUGUAUGCUGUUGUACAUAAGAAACAUCAAGUAAUAUCAUAGAUUAUAAUAAUUAGUAUAUUUAAUUUGUGGUAAGUAAUAUUCAAAUUCUGUUUCUAUUAAUUUGUAUUAUAAAAGUAGCACUUGUAUACCUAUAAUAAAUAUAAAUAUGUUACUAAGGUAUACAAAGCACAUUAUUUAAAAGAUUUAUUUUAUUUUGUACUUAUUUUUUUACUGUAAUAAUAAUUAUAACUACAA
Molecule: messenger RNA, 3853 nt
Organism: Cinara cedri
Lineage: Eukaryota; Metazoa; Arthropoda; Insecta; Hemiptera; Aphididae
Source: the annotation of a GenBank genome assembly